GCCGGGUCGGCCCGCCACUGACCGGUCCUCCCUUCCCCGCGGCGCCCGAAACCAGCCGGCGCUGAUCCCUCGGGGCGCCGCGGACUCGGGGUUGGGACUGUGUUUGGAGCUGCGGCUCCGGAGAACCUCGACGCGGCGGGGCGUGCUCAGGGGCUGCCUCCGCUCUCCGGUUCGCGUGCGGGGCCCGGCUGAGUGGGGCGCGAGGUUUCGGAGCUGGGCCCCGCUGCUUGCGGUCAGGCGGGUUCCGCAGGAGCGCCGGCUCCAGGCCGGCAUCACUUCUUAGCGGUGCGGGGUGACUUCUGUUCAGCGUCACCGAGAUCCAAGUGUGCGGCCGGUCUGGCCUCUCGGCGAGCGCGCCCUUGCCCCCGCGGUGUGUGCCGCCUGCCGCUGCGCCCCUCCCACCCGCGCUUCAUUCAGAGUGCGCGGCCCCGGCCCCCGCGAGCUUCGGCUCUGGGAAAGGGCCCGCUGGACUUCGCAUUGCUCCGGGAACACGCCAGGCUGGCUCACGUUCUCAAGGACCGGCCGAAUUAAUUUGCUCGGCAGGUUAAUGUAGCUCUGGAUUUGAGCGUCUUUCUAGGCGAAAAACUGUUGGAGGCUGUGUUUCUGGGAAUCAGAGGAGAAGGGACAGCGAUGACAAUGUCAGCCCUCAACUGGAAGCCCUUCGUGUACGGAGGGCUGGCCUCCAUCACAGCUGAGUGUGGUACAUUUCCAAUUGAUUUAACCAAGACCCGGCUCCAGAUUCAGGGCCAGACGACCGAUGCAAACUUUAAAGAGAUUAGGUACCGGGGGAUGUUGCACGCGCUGGUGAGGAUCGGCAGAGAAGAAGGCCUGAGAGCGCUGUAUUCGGGCAUUGCCCCUGCCAUGUUACGCCAGGCUUCCUACGGCACCAUCAAGAUAGGCACUUACCAGAGCCUGAAGCGACUGUUUGUGGAGCGCCCGGAAGAUGAAACCCUUCUGAUCAAUGUGGUCUGUGGAAUUCUCUCUGGAGUCAUAUCCUCAGCCAUUGCCAAUCCCACUGAUGUUUUGAAAAUCCGGAUGCAGGCCCAGAGCAGUGCCGUUCAGGGAGGGAUGAUCGGCAGCUUCAUUAACAUUUACCAGCAGGAGGGAACCAGAGGACUGUGGAAGGGCGUAUCCCUCACUGCCCAGAGGGCUGCCAUCGUCGUUGGCGUGGAGCUGCCCGUCUACGACCUCACAAAGAAGCACCUGAUUCUCUCGGGCCUGAUGGGAGACACUGUGUACACUCACUUCCUCUCGAGCUUUGCCUGUGGUCUGGCGGGUGCCCUGGCCUCCAACCCCGUGGAUGUUGUGAGAACACGUGCAAUGAACCAGAGAGCCCUUCGUGACAGCAGGUGCUCUGGCUACACAGGUACCCUGGAUUGCCUGUUACAGACAUGGAAGAAUGAAGGGUUUUUUGCUCUAUAUAAAGGGUUUUGGCCAAAUUGGUUGAGACUUGGUCCUUGGAAUAUCAUUUUCUUCGUGACAUAUGAGCAGUUGAAGAAAUUGGAUUUAUGACACGUCGAGGCUGCAUGAGACGCCCCUGUGAAAACGCUAACUUCCAAACCAGUAAAGCUUCCUGCGUUUCACCCCGCUUCUCACUGCUUGGCUCGUCACAGAUUCUGAGGCCUGAGCAACAGAUGAAGACCAGGCUGGUCCAGACUGCUGAGUGUGGGCAUGAAUGUUUAAUGGCAUGAACGGCCACAUCCAAACGCCAGUCCUUAACCAUCAAAGUGCCCUUCAACAUCAAAGAUGACAUGACACGUAUUUUUCUUGCUGAAGAAAACUUGGCAAGAAGACGAGGAACCAUGUACUGUUUUCUUCAGGGGAGAGCAGCACGUGACGCCUCGCAGCUCCCUGGAACCGAGGAUGAGCGCCUCCCAGAGGGUGCUACUGUUCCUGAACUUCGGGGGGCUUUGGCUUCUUGUCAGCUGGAGCAGUUUCACACGUGGGGACCUGGACUUUGCAACUCCAGGUCCACACAGUGCGGGAAAUAGGUCCCUGGAAUAUUGCACUGCUUUAUAACUUGCUAUUCUGGCAGGAUCUCUCACUUAUAAUAAGUGAUUUUAAGCCUUGACGACUUGACCUUUGUGAGGACUUGUUACAAAGUAUUAAUUAACGUCUGAACCGGAUGGUGUGAUGUGUUGGCUGUGAGGGAGGCAAGGUCUGUGUUGGUGGGAGGAGUUUCAAGCAGCUUGGGGUCUGUCUUUAGGUCAUUUAGCAAUUUGCUGUAUGAUUUUUAGCAAAGUUUAUUUCCCCGCCUGUCAGCGGAGAUAAUAACGUCUGUUGAUGUUGAGGGUCAAAUGAAGAAAAUAGUGGUUGCGACGACUUGACGCGUAGGAUGUGUUUGCAUCGUACAGCUGUGAUCCCGGAGUAAACAGUCUGAGUAUGUGGGAGAGGGUCAUUUGAUCACGGGCUGGUCAUUGUAAUCCUGUUAAAGGCCUUGGGAAAGAAAGGUUUUAUUAUAUCCAUUAGCAGGAUUUUUCUAGAUUUCCCAGUUUUUAUGUUAGUUCGGGUCAUAUUUGUUAAAAUAUUUCCUGUGUUGGACUUCUUUGUUAGCUUGGAUGGAAAAUACUUGCUUACACUUUUAGAAACUAUUUCUUUAGUACUGCGCUUGUUGAUCUGGUUUCUCAUAAGAGGUAUAUCAUGUCUUCCUUCUCUUCUUCUAAAGACAAAAGUCAUUCUCCCUCUUGUUUCUUGUCUUCCUCUUAUUCUUUCCAAAAUCAAAGUGACUCUGAGAGGCCCACGAACUUUACACUUGUAGCUGUGACGCUCCUGGGAAAGGGAAUACAUGUACCGUAUUUGCCGGCGUAUAAGACGACUGGGCGUAUAAGACGACCCCCUAACAUUUCCACUCAAAAUACAGA
Molecule: messenger RNA, 2861 nt
Organism: Hipposideros armiger (great roundleaf bat)
Lineage: Eukaryota; Metazoa; Chordata; Mammalia; Chiroptera; Hipposideridae
Gene: SLC25A30
Product: solute carrier family 25 member 30
Exons: 10
Coding region: 631-1512 (293 amino acids)
Biological process (GO): transmembrane transport
Source: RefSeq, a predicted model, not a curated record